ACUCGUUUUGUUGCGACGGACAGACGCGGACACAUUAGGUUUAAACCAUUUGAUGUAGUUGAAACAUCAACAAAUAACAAUAUCACUAAGUGAAUCAGCGACGAUCGUUAAUAAUUGCCACUCAGGCGUACAGUGCUAAAAAAACAAUUCAAUUCCUGGUGCGUUAUAUUGUAUGAAAAAAGAAAAUAUAUAAUACAACGUAGCACCACGAGCACUCAUCGAUUUUUAGCCGAAAAUUUCAAGCUAAAAUAAAAGAAAAGUUGAAAAAUUUCAACAACAACGAAGAGUUCAAUUUUAGUGUGUACAAGUUUUAAGAGUAAAUCAGGAAAACUGCCGCGACCGCUACAACAGAGACGCUGCGAUGGCAACUUCAUCCGUAAUCGCCAAUAACACCAACAACACAAUUAACGCGGGCGCAGCUGCCUCUGCUGUUGCCAGCGCCGUUGUAGUCACAUCGACGUUAAGCACUCGAAAGCGCACCUACGAGACAGCCAUUACCAUGCCUGCCAUUGACGCCAAAGAACUGACGACAACUCAGCGCACAACCACAGGCACGCCUCCAGCCAAGGCGAGUAGUCCCUGCCCGGGUAAGCCGAUAAUUGUGGACAUGGCUGGGCCACACGCAGCGACCACACUGCGCGACGUCACGCGCACAAUCUCACAGAGCGAGGCGGAUGACGGCGCCGAAGCGACCUCACCUGAUGACGCUUUGCCCGCCAGCUCCUCAACUGCGGUGUCGGAGGAGUAUCUCAAUGGCAGCACUGGAGUUAAACGCAAAUAUGUUCCGCCCACAGCUUCACCGGUAUUGCCGCUGUUGUCCCCACCACCAAUGUUACUUUCCACGCCGACUCCACCGCCGUUAACGUCCUCAACAAUGGCCGCAUCCUCCUCCCACCAAUCUUUCAACAGCAGCGGAUUUGCUGAUCUAGCGACAAUUUGCAAGCCAGCGCCCUUCUCCUGCGAUGAGGUGGCUAUAUUGGAACGUGAACGUUGCGACUAUACUCAGCGGAUUACCUAUCAAAUGGCCCGCUCCGGUCAGACGAGUCGUCGGGUGCGCGUGUAUGCGGAUGGCAUCUACGAUCUGUUCCAUCAGGGCCACGCCAGGCAGCUGAUGCAGGCCAAAAACAUCUUUCCCAAUGUCUAUUUGAUUGUGGGCGUAUGCAAUGAUGAGCUCACGCAUCGCAUGAAGGGACGCACUGUCAUGAAUGGCUUUGAACGCUAUGAGGGAGUGCGUCAUUGUCGCUACGUUGAUGAGAUUGUUCAGAGUGCCCCCUGGACGCUAUCGGAUGAGUUCAUAGCGGAAAAUAAAAUUGACUUUGUGGCACACGAUGACAUUCCCUAUGGACACGAUGGCCUAGAUGAUAUCUAUGGCCCGUUGAAGGCGCGUGGCAUGUUUGUCGCCACGGAACGUACCGAGGGCGUAUCCACUUCGGAUAUUGUGGCGCGUAUUGUUAAGGAUUAUGAUUUGUAUGUGCGUCGCAAUCUGGCUCGCGGCUAUUCCGCCAAGGAACUAAACGUUUCCUUUCUAUCUGAGAAGAAAUUCCGUUUGCAAAACAAAAUGGAUGAGCUGAAGUCGCGUGGCAAACGUGAAUUGACCAAAGUCAAGGGCGACAUUAUCACCAAAUGGGAAGAAAAAUCUCGUGAAUUCAUUGACACAUUUCUACUGCUUUUUGGACGAGAGCGUCUGAAUCAUUUAUGGAACGAGUCGAAGGGCAAGCUUAUACAGGCACUCAGUCCGCCCGGUAGCCCGUCCGGCUCUGUAAAUGGCGACGAUUUGGAUGGCGAGGGCAAUGAUUCAGAUGAGUAUUUGGAACUGCCCGCCGAGUACAGUGCAGGAAGUACAAAUUCACUGAAUGGAAAUAGCAAGAACCGUUCCUCACUGGCUAGGCCCAGUUAUCAGACCCGCUCGACGGUUGCCUCAUCGCCGGAUGACUUCGAUGAUGAUGAUGAUGAUGCUGUUUACGAUGCAGAGUUCGUAGAGCGGCGCAGCAAUUAAAUGAAUUAGUUAGUUGUAGUGUGAGUGUGUUGCAAGCAACCAUAUUUUACAGAUUUCAAAUUUGGCUAGUUUCGCUUUCUCUCUAUUGAAACUAUUGUAUAUUUAUUAAAUUGGCUUUUCGUGCGAUUAACUCGUGUGGCAUUUCUCUUUCCACACAACACAAACUGUCGCAAUAUGCUUUAGCUGUACUAAACUAAGUGGUAUUCUGUCGUCGUGUUAGCUUUAGUUGCACCUGCACUUGUCUACCCUUAAGACUAUCCUGUAGCCAAUUUUUAGCCAAAAGA
Messenger RNA from Drosophila hydei, 2280 nucleotides. RefSeq names its product choline-phosphate cytidylyltransferase A (gene Pcyt2). Lineage: Eukaryota; Metazoa; Arthropoda; Insecta; Diptera; Drosophilidae. The transcript is spliced from 4 exons. The record is from RefSeq and is a predicted model, not a curated record. Gene Ontology annotation, biological process: CDP-choline pathway. The coding region runs from base 362 to 1996 and encodes 544 amino acids. Gene Ontology annotation, molecular function: choline-phosphate cytidylyltransferase activity; phosphatidylcholine binding.